This is a messenger RNA of Cavenderia fasciculata, 1215 nucleotides long. RefSeq lists its product as uncharacterized. The transcript has 6 exons. The record is from RefSeq and is a predicted model, not a curated record. Lineage: Eukaryota; Evosea; Eumycetozoa; Acytosteliales; Cavenderiaceae. Gene Ontology annotation, molecular function: protein binding. The coding region runs from base 1 to 1215 and encodes 404 amino acids.
AUGAAUAUUUAUCUAACUAUAUCACUAUUUUUAUCUGUAAAGACUAUUACUUUUAGUUCUUUAUAUACCUAUUCUUAUCUAUUAAUGUAUCCAUUGACCACUACAAUUACACAACAACAAUUGGUUUCAUGGAAUAAAUUGGUUGCAAACCCAAAGAGGGACUUUAGAGUUAAGGAUGUUCUUUUCAACACUUUACAAAAGUUUGGAGAAAUCAUCGUUGUUUUUUAUUUAAAUAAUAAAAAGUUAUCAAUUGGAAUAUUAUAUCUUUUCAAUUUAUUCAAAAGAUAUAUAAAGAUAAGGAUUGGUCAUUAUUAUUCAAAAGAGUUUAGAAUGGAAAGUGUUGGAAAGGAAGUGAGUGAUGUUGUUUUAAUGAAACUCUCACCAUUACUUAAAAAGUAUUCAAUACCAUUGGAUAUAAUUAGAGAAUUCUAUGAUCCCAAAUGUCCUUCUGCUAGUUGUGUUUCGUUGGGACCUUAUAGAUCAGUCAUUCAACUACCAAAAAUAUUCAUCACCAAAUUAACAAACUCAAAUGAUCAAUCAACCUAUCAACACGUACUAGAUUCGAUAGUCCACGAAAUAUAUCAUGUUAAGCAAUGGCAUGCAGUAUGGGAUUUAUUGGUAUCAAAUUUUCUCAAACCAUGUGUAGAAUCAAUUUGUUUCAUAGCAAUCAUUCAAAUUCAAUUCGAAUCUGUUGGUGGAAUGGAAUUUAAUCAGUUGUUCAAUAAUAAUAUUUUUAAUAAUAAUAAUAAUAUUUAUUUGAUUUUAAAAGUAUUGGUACUAAGUGAUAUUUUUCUUCAUUUCAAUCGUACUGAAGGUGCAACUACCGAUGCUAUGGAUAGGGCAGCUGAAAAUGGCCACUUUGAUGUGGUUCAAUUUUUACAUUUUAAUCGAAGUGAAGGAUGUACUAAAAAAGCUAUUAUGUAUGCAUGCGACCGUCGACAUUUGGAAAUAGUAUCAUUUCUAAUCAAUCUCAGAAAAGAGGAAUGUACUGAAAGACUACUCGAAAGAACAGUAAAUUUAGAUGGUCCCCAAGAAAUUGUAGAGUUUCUUGUCUCACAACUUUUAGGUAGCUUGUCAAUAGAAUUAAUUCAAAGUCUCAUAAGACAUUUCAAACAACGUGGCUAUUUUGAAGUCAGACAUCAACUCAAGAAUCAUUUGAAAGCUAUAGAAGCUUCAAAUAAACAAACAGUCACAAAACAAAAGUCAUAUCAAUAG